AUGAAUUCGAGCGGGAGCGGGAGCGAGAACGGGACAUUUUUUGAGGAUGCGAAGUUUGGCCAGUUUUACAACGGGACCGCGUUUAAUGGGACUGGGUUCAAUGGGACAGGGAACGGCACUGCGUCCGGUGCUGCCGAGGAGACGGUAAAGCUCGUCGCGACCUCGGUGUACACGCCGUUUGUGUACGGUGCCGUGUUGCUUGUGUCCCUCGUGUUCUUUGCACGGUGGUAUCGUGGUGAGCAGAUCAAGCAGCUUCAAGAACUUGGGUCGAUCUUUGACGAGCACGACGCACGGGACCUGUACUACGAGUUGCAAGCGACGGAGAAAGUGCAUGAAAAAGUGUUGAAGGCUGCUUUGUUGAACCGCGGUGCGGAGUCCGUCAGGCGGUCGUUCAAGAUGAAGGAGUUGGCGCCACAGGUGGAGUCGCUGUACAAGAGCGGGUCCGUCGGUGAGGAAUACUGGAAACGGUUCCAGACGGAGUUGAAGCUAAUCGAGCUCGAGUUCAAGGAGUGUCUGAUGGAGGCGGAGCAAUUGCAGCCCGGGUGGGCGCAGCUGUAUGUCGCGCUGUGCCAGGAAAUCUGUUUCAACCAGGCGAUGCAGAGACGGUACCACUCAAUACUGGACCGCAAGAACGUCUGCAUCGAGGAAUGGGAGUUGAACAUCGACGACACCGGGCGUUUGAAGCAGUAG
Molecule: messenger RNA, 690 nt
Organism: Huiozyma naganishii CBS 8797
Lineage: Eukaryota; Fungi; Ascomycota; Saccharomycetes; Saccharomycetales; Saccharomycetaceae
Gene: SEC66
Product: Sec63 complex subunit SEC66
Exons: 1
Coding region: 1-690 (229 amino acids)
Biological process (GO): post-translational protein targeting to membrane, translocation
Cellular component (GO): Sec62/Sec63 complex
Source: RefSeq, a predicted model, not a curated record